AGUCGAAACUGACUCCCAGCGAGUACGCGUCCCUUCGCGGCUUCGUUGCGCGUCGUGCGUCUUCGGCCUGCGGUCUCGGCUCGCCCGUAUAUUUUUCCGAGUCUCCGAGUCCCCACCCGGCGUCUUGCGCCCAACAAGUGGUGUACACGGCAGACGGCUCGCGUCUCGCACCCAUUCUUUACACAACUUUACCGAGUGAUGCACACUUUGGCGCGAGUUUGAAGUUUGAAAUACGAUCGCGUGUACGUAAAAACUUUUCGUCGGAGUGUUUUAGUGGCGUGAUACUGAACUUUAGUGGCGUGUGGAGAGGUAUUCGAGGGUGAACUGGAGUCGAUGCACCUUCCGCACGCAAGCCCUCCGACACCAACGAUGGCGGAUGUUUACUCCCACAUCCACGAGUACUACCGCCAGACCCACGGUGACUUAGUGCAGACUGGUUCACCAGCUGUAUUAUGCUCAGCUCUGCCCGGCCACUGGAGGUCGAACAAGUCUCUGCCUGUGGCUUUCAAGGUUGUUGCCUUAGACGACGUCCAGGAUGGCACUAUAGUUACGAUAAAGGCUGGAAAUGAUGAAAACGUUAUGGCUGAAAUGAGAAACUGCACGGCGGUUAUGAAAAACCAAGUGGCAAAAUUCAAUGAUUUGAGGUUUGUGGGACGAAGUGGACGAGGCAAGUCCUUCAGUCUCACCAUCACCAUCAGUACUUUUCCCUCACAAGUGGCAACUUACUCAAAGGCCAUCAAAGUCACCGUUGACGGGCCGAGAGAACCCAGAACCAAACAGAAUUAUGGAUAUGGACACCCGGGAGCAUUUAACCCGUUCCUGCUGAAUCCUGGCUGGUUGGACGCAGCAUAUUUAAAUUACGCUUGGGCUGAUUACUUCAGACCGCCACAGCUAAGAGAUCAAGCUCUUAUUAAAGGUGGAGCGGCGCCAAUUACUACUCCUCCAGUUGCGUUACCAGGAGCCGAACUGUUUCCGUUUCCUCCAAUGAUGGGAACUUUACCUCCAGGUGGACUGAUACCACCGCCAGGGGCAUUUUUACCACCGAACGGGAUGCUGCCAUUUUCUCCUCAUCCGGCGGACCUUGCACUGAAAAAUUUACCGCAAGAUAUAAAAAAUGGCGUCAGUCCUUAUGACGCUCUAAGGCAUUUCCAAAGCAACGUCUUAUCGAUAGACACUUCAAGCGCUCGAUUGUCUCCAACAAGCAGUAGACAGAGCGGCAGCCCACGAAGCGUUAUAAAUACCAGUCCAAGGUCGAAAGCUGAUUCUAAAUCUGAAAUUAAUUCAACACACGAAGCAACAAUAUCCGACGAAUCGGAUGAGGAACAGAUAGAAGUCGUGAAAUCAGCUUUCCAUCCCACGCGACCAGCGAACGUUGAGCUCCAGGAGAUGAAGCAAGUGCAAGCUGCAGAUUCAACCGUAUCGGAUCGACCUCGUGUACGUAAUGAACUCAAAGCACCUUUACAUCGUACUACGCGAGUUCUAUCGACUAGUCCGACGUCGACGAAAAUUUCCAACGGUGCUAUAUCAACGCAUAAAUCAGUAUGGCGACCGUAUUAACAAACAUGUUCUAGUGACUAGCCGUGAGUGGAAGUAUUGAAUUGUGAUAAAACGAGCUUGUAAAUAUUGUAGGUAUAUCAAAACGAUAUAUAUUUAUUAAUAGUUAUAGAAUAUUUAGUUCAUAAAGACUUCGUUGCUAGAAGUCACUAAUUUAAAUUGUAAUAUAAUAACGGUAUAGUUGUUACGGGCGUUGUUAAAGCUUUUUAUUAUAAAAUGGAUGCAUUUAAAAUUAUUUCGUCGUUAUUAUCGUAUGUAUGCAAAUUGUAAUUAUAGAUUUAAUUUAGACACUCAUUGUUAACCUUCGAAUUGACUGACUAUAUCUUAUUUAGAAAAAAAUUUUAAUCUUUAUUUGUAUAAAAUGUAAAUGUAUUUAUUAUUAGUGUACAUUACGUGUAUAAUAUAAAAAUGUCGCCAGAAAUGUAAAUACGU
Danaus plexippus (monarch butterfly) is the source of this 1986-nucleotide messenger RNA. RefSeq names its product segmentation protein Runt-like (gene run). The coding region runs from base 334 to 1557 and encodes 407 amino acids. Gene Ontology annotation, cellular component: nucleus. Gene Ontology annotation, molecular function: DNA-binding transcription factor activity, RNA polymerase II-specific; ATP binding; RNA polymerase II cis-regulatory region sequence-specific DNA binding. Gene Ontology annotation, biological process: regulation of DNA-templated transcription. Lineage: Eukaryota; Metazoa; Arthropoda; Insecta; Lepidoptera; Nymphalidae. The record is from RefSeq and is a predicted model, not a curated record. The transcript has 3 exons.